AUGGCUGAAACUGCUUCUCUUCUCUUUGGUUUUAUCCUACUUAACUGCAAUUGUGUGCCAUGCCCCCCUGAACAAUACUGGUACAUGAGAAGCGGAGUGGCCAAAUGUGAAAAGUGCACAUCCAGUUGUAAUGAAAAGCGCAACAGCCAGGGGUCAGAUAUGAAUCAGGUUGAAAUAUCUUCUUGCAAUAAGACGAGUAACCGGAAGUGCCAAUGCAAACCAGGUUUCUACUGCCCAUCUUCAGUAGAAUUAAAGUGCAGGAGGCCCUGUUUACCAUGCCAAAACGGCUUCUUGAGUAAACCAUCACUCAACGGAUCCUGCCAGCCUUACACUGACUGUGCCAGUCUUGGAAAGGUGGUGAUUGAAGAAGGAUCUGCCACUAAGGACAGAGUGUGUGGCAAACCACCAACCUCAUCCCAAAUGUCUACAGUAGACUCAAAAGCUGUUACUUCAGCCAUUCUGUCCACUUUAACCCUGACUGUUCCUACCACCAAUCAAGCCACUGGCCACCAGCACAUCAGGAUACCACCCACUAGGGCAUUUGGGAACCAAACUAAUAUCACGAUUUUGAUGCCAGUCCUUUCAAACCCAGAGAGCACAGAAAUAAUCUCAAGUUUGCCAAGCUACGAUGGCUCUGUUUCACCACCUGAGACCCUUUUGAAGACCACUUGGAUCUUUCUGCCUCUGUUGGUGUUUAUUUUGCUGGUGCUUUUAUGUAUCUGCAUAAAGCGCAAAGGCAAAACUGUAAAGAGAAAACUAGAGUGGGCAGGUCUUGCAUUUGGAAAGUUCCAGCCAGUGGAUGCUGCUAAAGGUCAAACCCAGCCACAAGGGUCAUGUCCAGGGGCCAAUCAGCAGGUCACCAUGGAUAUUAUUGGAAAAGGGGAAAGCAUUAACAACACAGUGGGGUCCAUUUUCAUCUACUCUCCAGGGACGGUGAUCUUAGGCUCUAAGUCGAAUGAGCGAAAGGAGGAUGCUGAGGUGAGCAGCGAGGCGAGUGGUGAACUUGACAGCGAUGAGAAGCAUCCUAUGAUCGUGCCCCAGCAGGAGUCCACUUCCCAGGAAGACUUUAUCAGCUUGUCUAUGCAGGAAGAGUUCGGCAAAGAGCUGUGUUUUCCAGUCCCAGCUACGAGCAAAUGA
This is a messenger RNA of Trichomycterus rosablanca, 1137 nucleotides long. Its product is annotated as tumor necrosis factor receptor superfamily member 1B. The transcript is spliced from 8 exons. Gene Ontology annotation, cellular component: external side of plasma membrane; CD40 receptor complex. NCBI's taxonomy places the organism in Eukaryota, Metazoa, Chordata, Actinopteri, Siluriformes, Trichomycteridae. Gene Ontology annotation, biological process: response to type II interferon; TRIF-dependent toll-like receptor signaling pathway; positive regulation of blood vessel endothelial cell migration. Gene Ontology annotation, molecular function: protein binding; antigen binding. The coding region runs from base 1 to 1137 and encodes 378 amino acids. The record is from RefSeq and is a predicted model, not a curated record.